Penicillium chermesinum is the source of this 1077-nucleotide messenger RNA. RefSeq names its product zinc finger MYND domain-containing protein. The record is from RefSeq and is a predicted model, not a curated record. NCBI's taxonomy places the organism in Eukaryota, Fungi, Ascomycota, Eurotiomycetes, Eurotiales, Aspergillaceae. The transcript has a single exon. Bases 1 to 1077 code for a protein of 358 amino acids.
AUGUCGGACUCUGAAGCGGAAACGCUCCUCCUCCCCACCGGGUGCCCCUUGUGCGAGAAGGCGGAGCAUCUGCGUCGUUGCUCGGGAUGCAGGAUCCUCCAAUACUGCGGCCAAGACCAUCAACGUCAGCACUGGCCGGAGCAUAAAUCGGCCUGCAAUGGUGUUCGGCAGGCUCGCAAAUCUGUGGAAGCUUCCAAACAAGCUCUGAUCAACAACCCGGUUUUUAAGGACGACGACCCUUUCGUGAAUCACAUUGGCAAUUUCUGGAAAAUUCGCGAGACCCGCCCGUACAUGACGGAAAUGUCGAAAUUCAGCCAGAAAAUAAGAAUGAUCCGCCAUGCGGACGCCGUGCAGGCUGAAUUAGACACUUACAUGGAGAUCCUACGUCUCUGCCCGGGCGACAACAUGGGCGUCCGCGGGUCAGUUCCGGGUGCGUUGCUGCGUUUGAACAGAGACCAGGACUGCUAUGACUUUAUCAAAUGGUAUGAAACGCUCGACUGGAAUAGUGACUACGUGACCAACUUCCUCAACAUUAAGAAUGCGGACGUCUUUGAACCCGUCGAUUUCGUUCGCAAGAAUUUCGGCCUGACACAACGAGUCUGCUUGAUUCUACUGAAAAUCAAGCUUUUGAUCGAAAUCCUCAAACUCCAGAACAUGGACGGUUACCUCGAUCAAGCGAAAGCUGAUUAUCAGGCCAAUGGAGACAAGGAGGCCCCUCCGCCGGAGCUUCUCAAUGCGUACCUCAAAGAGCACCGAAACAAGGCUAUAACCAGCCAAGCUCUUCGUGCCCGAGACGACCUCGUGAAUGGUCAAGAGCUUUCAAAUCAGAUCGACACCCUGAAGAAACAGAUCGACGAGCUGUACGAUAUUAUUGACGAGCAAAAUAAGCACAUGUGGCCUGCUAUGAGCAAUCCUGAAGAAGCAUUAAAUCGGGGGCCCGCAGGCGCGUUUAUGUUGGGAUCGGAUGAAGAGAUGCGGAUUACUUUGAACGAGACUAUCCUUGCCUGGCUUGAGACCCCUGGUGCAAUUCAAUUCAUCAAUUUCAAGAUUCACGGGAGGCUGGAUGAACUUCUCUGA